AUGGCGGCAUCCGCGCUCCAAUUGCGCGCGUACGACCCUGAGGCGAUGGCGUGGACCACGGUCCCCACCACCGGUGACGCAAAUUCGACGGUUUUUCCGAAAAUUCGGAGUCAAGCUUUACUUCAAGCGGCCGAACGCCGCUCCCAGGACAAGGCCAAUAUGACGGCGUCCAACGCCACCCCGGUCGCCGGCUCAUCGGUCGGAAACAUGAACGCUCCCGCGACGCGCGCCACGGGACGCAAGGGCAAGGUGAUCAAACCCGCUCCCGAUGACUAUGUUAUAGUAAUCAAGCCCACAGAACGUGUUUCUCUUCACGAGGCGUUCACGGAAACCGGCUACGGCACCGCCAUCUCGGCCUACCUCAAAUCGGAACGGGCCCGCGCCACCUCCGUUCUGCCAUCGCGAGACCAAAACAUCAUCGUGCAUACCUCGGACAUCGAGGCGGCCGACCGGCUCAUCGGGGACAUUGCAGUGAAUGCCGAGAAGGGAUCGGUCCCGCUUCACGGUUACCUGAGACAAGACGGUGGCAACACGUGCCACGGAGUGAUCGUGGUCCGUAACACGGACACCACGGAAACUCUUCAACACCGAGUGUGCUGGCGUGCCAGCACCAUCGUGGAAAUCCGAAAAUUCGGAACAUCCAACAAGGCACGCAUCACCUUCGCGGGUAAGGAGAAGCCUUACGUGCAUUAUGACAACAUGGUCGUCUCUGUGCAAAACUAUUACAAAACUAUCCCGGCCUGCGGCCAGUGUGGGGCCGUCGGGCACCGCGCGGAUGCAUGUCCAAACCUGCAGCCGAACACGUGUGGACUCUGCGGACUCCAUGCUCCGCUAGUGGAGGGAGUGUGGGCCCUUCACAACUGUGUUCCCCGUUGUUCGGAGUGCGGUGGUGCCCAUGCCACCAACUCUGGCGACUGUGCGGCAAAAUUCCGCACACUCAAAAUGGCCGCCAAAAAGGGCGGGAAAAAGAAAAUGACGCCCAAGAACAAAAGCCGCCAUCUUGGGCAACCCAGCGACCAGCCGCCACCACACGGCGGCCUCGAGAAACGAGCGGGGGAGACGCAUGGCAAAACCGGGGCCUGGGUCAAUGCCGUCAAAAACGGACGCCAGUGGAACUGUCGGGGCUUCCUGUCCCGCGCGAAGCGGGCAAAUCUCCGACUUUUUCUUUCAACUCUCGACUCGCUUCCGGCGGUGGUUGCCCUCCAGGAGCCAGGGAGUGGCGCCACCCUUACAAGCUACAUCACCUUCCAGCAGGACCCCUCUUCCUGCGUCUCGCUCUUUAGCCGCGCUCUAAAGGCUGCGGGCAGGGACCCCCUGAUGAUUGUGGGUGAUUUGAACGCCCACAGUACUCUCUGGGGGUACGUGCGUGAGGAUAAGCGUGGACGCAAGCUAGCGGAACUUGCGUCCACGCUGGGCCUGACUCUCCACAACGACCCUGCAUAUCCAACGCGGGACCUCCGAGGGCCCGCGUACUCGUAUGCAGGUUCAGAGAACGCGGAGCGGGAUCAGCCGUUCCAGCUGCAUGACAUGAAGGCGGCCCUAGCUAAAAUGAAACGAGGAACGGCACCGGGACGGGACAAGAUAACCGUGAAACUGCUUGCCAAUCUUCCCGGCCCCACCUACGAUACCCUCCUCGCUUUCGUCAACUCGAUCUGGCUUCGUGAGGCACCCCUCCCAAUCGAAUGGAAGACCGCUCUGACACCAUGUUUGGUUUCCGCCCGCACCGGUCUGCGCAGGAUGUUCUGCUUCAACUCGACCGAGAAAUUCUCAAGCCUGUUGAAUACCUCCUCAACGAUAAGGCUAUACUCGCCCUAG
Messenger RNA from Dermacentor silvarum, 1815 nucleotides. RefSeq lists its product as uncharacterized. Lineage: Eukaryota; Metazoa; Arthropoda; Arachnida; Ixodida; Ixodidae. The record is from RefSeq and is a predicted model, not a curated record. Gene Ontology annotation, molecular function: catalytic activity; zinc ion binding; nucleic acid binding.